CCACGUAUCCCAAUACCUUCACCACCGUUUAUUCCUUGUUUUCUCCUCUUUUAGACAUUUCCACAAACACCUUACCUGCACCUUUCUAUAUUUUCUUCCCUAAUCUCCUUCCUUCCCUACCUUCCCGCAAUUCAAUCAUCUCCUUAUCUGCCCUUACUUAAUCACACAUUCUCCUGGUGGGUUAGCCUUCGUUUUCUCUAUUCAUACCUGUUUUCAUUCUGAUUUGAUAAUUAACCUUGGAUUACGUGUGAUUGAGCGAUUGGUUUGAGUUUAAAUCGGUCGCUCACGAGGAACAAAUAAUGGCGGAGGAACAGAACUGGGAAGAAACAAACAAUCACACACCGUGUGCGAAUAAUUGCGGGUUCUUCGGGAGCCCAACAACGCUCAACCUCUGUUCCAAGUGCUACAAAGAUCAUUGUGUGAAAGAACAACAUAUGUCAACCGCAAAGAUCGCCGUUGAGAAGAGCUUUUCUCAGCCGCAACACCAAAUAGAAUCAUCAUCAUCAUCUUCCUCUUCUCUGGCAACUGCACUUGCUCCUGUUUCAACUGAUUCGGUGGUGGCGGAGGGGGCUGUGAAGUCGCAGCCGCGGAACAGGUGCGGGUCGUGCAAGCGGCGCGUGGGGCUCACGGGGUUUACGUGCAGGUGUGGCACCACGUUCUGUGGGACCCACAGGUACCCGGAGCAACACGCGUGCACCUUUGAUUUUAAGACCAUGGGGAAAGAGGCGAUCGCUAAAGCGAAUCCGGUGGUCAAAGGUGUAAAACUGGAGAAGAUAUGAGACGAGGCGAUCUCGGCCUUUGAUUUGUUACUGAUCAUAUGGUCUGGGCAGGGUGGGAUGUUGAGGGGAGUGUUCUGUUUGAUUGAAUGUUUAUAAGUUAUAAGAGUACUUUUUUAUUUAUAUUUUAAAAUUGUUGUGUAGUUUUUUUAUCUUUUAUCCAAAGAAUUAUAUAACACCAUUA
Molecule: messenger RNA, 960 nt
Organism: Helianthus annuus (common sunflower)
Lineage: Eukaryota; Viridiplantae; Streptophyta; Magnoliopsida; Asterales; Asteraceae
Product: zinc finger A20 and AN1 domain-containing stress-associated protein 5
Exons: 1
Coding region: 300-779 (159 amino acids)
Molecular function (GO): zinc ion binding; DNA binding
Source: RefSeq, a predicted model, not a curated record